AUGGUCCGCAUGGCUGAGCGGCUUGCCGAGAACUUCAUUCCGGAGACUCAGCGGAACGAAAGCGAACCAAGUCACAGUAGGUACAGGUGAUUGCCUCUGGCAGGAUGUUGAAAACGGAAAGAGCAAUUUCAGGUCACGAGGAGCAUUGGACAGAUCUCGACUCAACUCGAGAGCAUCACUGGGCUCAUCGUUAGGAAGAAGAAUUACGCUAGGUUAGUCGGAAAGAUUGUGUCAAACUCAGGAGAUACGGUUGCAGUGGAGACGGACAGCGGUGUCAUCGAAGUGGAGAGCGACAAGCAGUUUCUGGACGCAUUCAAAGAUGCGAACAUGGACGCGGUGCAUCAUUUGAAUGCCACCAAUCCAGUGACCAGGGGUCUCUGGUGUCUCAUUAUUAUAGUCUUUGUGAUUCUCGUCCUCGUACAAUGCUAUUCGCAAAUCAAAUUGUAUCUGAGCGAGCCAGUGGCAACGAACAUUGAAGCCGAGUAUCCGAGCAAGAUUCCCUUUCCGACGGUCGCCAUUUGCAACAAUAAUCAGUUCAGGUACUUUCUCACUCUAAACAAAACUAUUGUCAUUCUCAGAUUAACAUAUUUGACGGGCGGUCGCAUAAUGAAUCGUCGUUCGAAGUCGAUCAGCGGGUCCCUUUUGUCUACAGGUCACGACAUUCAAUCGGUUUUCGAUACAGUACUCCGCAAGUCUUGGGAUAUGGACGCCGUCAAGUUUUUGAGAAGUGCAGCUCAUUGGAAGAGUAGGAUGAUACUAGGGUGAGUUAGGUGAGCAGAAGGGGAAAGAAGAAAAGGAAGCAUUUCAGAUGCACUUGGCCGAAUGGUACCGCCUGCAAACUGUCCGAUUUCAAGGCAGUCUGGACGACAACGGGCCUCUGUUGGGCCAUAAACACGGACCCUCAGAACCCGUUCGAAGUGACCGGAUCUGGAGCCGGCCACGGACUCCGUCUGCUUCUGAACGUGGAGAGCUACGAGAGAGUGGAUGCGUGCACGAAGCACUUCAGAACGAAAAGUCUGCCCGGAUUGAAGAUUCUGAUCUACAACCAAACGGAUAUUCCGGAGAGCAGUCAGAACGGAGUGAACGUUCCUUCCGGAUACUCAAUGGACAUCCCGUUCAAAAUGCAACAUGUGAGCUUCUAACAGAUACGUUUUUAUCCAAGAAAUUCCAGCGUUCGAAACUGUCUGGAAUCCAUUGCCUCGAAGAGAACGACGAGCAGAUCGAAGCGAGUACGGACUUUAACAAUCCGGACAAUAUCAGAACGUGCACUCUGCGAAGGUACAUGACAGAAGUGGAGGAAUCGUGUCAUUGCACUUUGCGAAGGGCGUUCACUUCCAACGCGACGGACGUCAAAAUGAGUGCCUGCAACGUGGAUCAGUACUUUGGAUGUGCUCAAGCGGCAAUGAAAAGAGUGCGGGAAGAGGGAACUGCGAGCACGUGUCUUCCGCCGUGCAAGUCCAUUGAUUAUACCGCCUGGCAGGUAAGCAAUCCCUCCUUUCUCUUCGACUUCUCAUUUUCAUUGUUCAGGACAUGAACCGUCUGCCUCAAAAUCUGAUGCCAGCGCUGAUCGAAGAACAGGAAGAGGACGACGAGGAUGACGUGGAGCAGGAGGAACUCGAUGAGAAUGUCUCUUUUUCGGACGUCUCGGGCGGAGAGACGUUCUCGUGUGAGGACAGCGCCUAUUUGGAUGAGAAGCAAGUGAUGCGAAUCAAGCGAGAUGCUCACAGAGCGUACGAAAUGCAGGCCAGACAUCAGGAGGACAUAUUUCUCAGGUCGAGGAGGCUGAUUGCCCGGUUGAGGAAUGCCAUUCACUCGUGAGUUUCAUGCUCAUUGCGCAUAAUCAGUGGGUCCUUCAGAAUCGAGCGACUGAAGUGGGGCUGGCACGCGGACACCUUCCUCGGAGUGGCCGACCGUCUCUCCAACCUCACUUGCUUCGCCAACUUCAGCGAACGCCACGAGGACAUCAUCAGUAUUCUGGAGUCUCGGCCGGCUUCCAGUGAGGAGAAGAAGGCGAAUCAGAUGUUCUUCGUGAGUAGAAGGCGGCGGAUGAGCUUGCUAAACACGUUUCCAUUUCUAGUUGCUCGAUGAGAACGCUUUCAACAGAAAUAGGACGAGAUUCCUUUCGGUUGGAGAUCUGAAAUCCAAAUAUGGAGACAAAGUUGAUGAUGUGGCAGAGGAAAUCGCCAUUAUUCUGAGAAUUGUGAGAGCUUUACCCAUAUUUAGAUAGAAACAAGCGCGUUUUGAGAUGGAGAAGCUGUGGCACGUGUUCAUGCCGGAUUCUUACCUGAAAUCCAUAUCGGGAGACUUUUCGAGAAUGGACAGAAUCAUGGAAUUGAUGAAUCAGUACGAGCUGAACAAGUUGCAGAGAAGGGCGUGGGCGGAGAAAAUGCAGUCGAGACAGAUGAAACAUUUCUUCGAGGACGACUUCUACGAGGCACGAGAAAAGGACUGAUUUCUUCUAUUCAAAUCCUGUUUUUCAGUCGUAUUAUCAGCCACUGAUGAAGGAUCUCGAUGCGACUCUCGUCAAGCAAAUUGACGAAGUUGAGGCCGAUUGGCCCAAAGUCGAGUAUUAUUUGCAACGUGGAAGCGCUGGGAAAACGGGAGCGAUAAUGUUUUUCGGUGACGGAAAGAAAGAAAAUCAGCAAAAGUUCGAGAAAUUGAUAGUCGAAAUGCAUGAAUGUGCAUCGGGGAAACUGAGGAAAGAAGCAGGGAGGAUGCUGAACAGCUUCAAAAGAAGUUAUCGGGAACUGCAGGCGGCCUACGGAAAACUAUUCAAAGAGGAGCUCCCGGAUUAUUUGGAGAACUUCCAGUUCGGAAACAAAUUUGUCAGCGACAACUUCGCAAUGGUCAACAUUUUCCUGCACAAGAUGAAUCUAGAGGUUUGGAGUCAGGACAGAACGUACGGAUUCUGGAGUCUUGCUUGUGAUAUUGGUGGAGCGCUCGGAUUGUUCCUCGGAGCAUCUCUGCUCACGAUUAUCGAGAUUGUGUACCUGUGUAUUCAAUAUGGAUUGUGCGGAAAACGCGCGAGAAACUUCAAGUGCCUUCCAAUGUGAGUUUUGCCUAAAAUUUAUGAAAAUGUAUAAAUAGUUCAUUAUUCAGGGAUGCGGUGACUAGACAAGUGAAGAAAGUGGCGACUUGUUCAGAGUGUUGUCGGAAACAGAAGAAGUCAAGGGAACCGAUUUAUAAAAAGAAGAGUCAAAGCUACCAGAGAAGGUAUUCAUUCUCGACACCCUCUUCGCAAUAAAUUACAAACAGCAGAUUUACGAACGAGGAUGAAGAACAAGCGGAGAGGAACCGCUCAAGAACUUCCAGUGAGGAUUCCAAAAUGAAGAAAUCCAUCUGGACACACAUGGGAGACGCCUCGGCUAAUUCUACAAUGACUCCAGCAGAAAUCAAAGACUUUCUUGAUCAAGUUCAGCGACAUUCUCAGCCACCUGGAUACAGUGAACAACAUCUCCAUCCAGGUUAG
Molecule: messenger RNA, 3469 nt
Organism: Caenorhabditis sp. 36 PRJEB53466
Lineage: Eukaryota; Metazoa; Nematoda; Chromadorea; Rhabditida; Rhabditidae
Source: the annotation of a GenBank genome assembly